AUGCUUGGUUUUAACACGGCAGGCAACAUUACAUGUCAACACAUUGCAUCUUUUUUCCUGGUUGGUAUUCCUGGGUUGGAAAACUUUCACUGCUGGAUUGGCAUCCCUGUCUGCCUCCUGUUUGUCCUGACCCUGCUGGGGAACAGCGUAAUCAUAGCUACUAUCAAGCUAGAGCCGAGCCUCCACCAGCCUAUGUAUUUCUUCCUUUGCAUGCUGUCGGUGAAUGACAUGUGUCUUGCCACUUCUGCAACUCUGAAGAUGCUUGGCAUCUUCUGGUUUGAUGCACAUUGGAUUGACUUUGAUGCCUGUCUAACACAAAUGUAUUUUAUCCACACGCUCUGCAUCAUGGAGUCGGCCAUCCUAGUAGCGAUGGCAUUCGAUCCCUUUGUGGCCAUUUGUAUCCCCCUUCAUUAUCCAAGGAUCCUGACAACAUCUAUGAUGACUAAACUAGGUCUGCUUGGCCUGGUCAGAGGUGUGCUCAUGGUCUUACCAUGUCCUCUUCUCACUAAGAGGCUGCCCUACUACACAGGCUAUGUCAUCCCUCAUGCCUACUGUGAGCACAUGGCUGUGGUGAAGUUGGCCAGCGCCAACACUCUCAUUAACAGAGUGUAUGGCAUCUCAGUGGCCCUUUCAGUGAUAACAGUGGACCUAGGACUCAUAGCGACAUCCUACAUAAAAAUCCUCCAGGCAGUGUUCCGGCUUUCUUCCCAGAAUGCCCGCUCUAAAGCCCUGGGCACCUGUGCUGCGCAUGUCUGCACCAUGCUGGUCUCCUAUACACCUGCACUGUUUAGCUUCCUAACUCACCGCGUUGGCAAGAAGGUGCCCCCCAGUGUUCACAUCAUUGUUGCGAGUGUGUACCUCUUAGUACCUUCCGCAGUUAAUCCAGUGGUGUACGGUGUCAAGACCAAACAGAUUCGUGAUCGGCUCAUAGAUCUGUUUUUUACACACAAGAAACUUCCUGAAAUGUAA
Messenger RNA from Meriones unguiculatus (Mongolian gerbil), 969 nucleotides. Its product is annotated as olfactory receptor 52P1-like. The coding region runs from base 1 to 969 and encodes 322 amino acids. The transcript has a single exon. Gene Ontology annotation, cellular component: membrane. The record is from RefSeq and is a predicted model, not a curated record. Gene Ontology annotation, biological process: G protein-coupled receptor signaling pathway. Lineage: Eukaryota; Metazoa; Chordata; Mammalia; Rodentia; Muridae. Gene Ontology annotation, molecular function: olfactory receptor activity; G protein-coupled receptor activity.